Molecule: messenger RNA, 7492 nt
Organism: Alligator mississippiensis (American alligator)
Lineage: Eukaryota; Metazoa; Chordata; Crocodylia; Alligatoridae
Gene: SHROOM1
Product: shroom family member 1
Exons: 10
Coding region: 703-5439 (1578 amino acids)
Biological process (GO): actin filament organization
Cellular component (GO): adherens junction; apical plasma membrane; apical junction complex
Molecular function (GO): actin filament binding
Source: RefSeq, a predicted model, not a curated record
UGUAGAAACUGAAAGAGUUUAGUCUGCCUCUGAGACUAGGGGAAAUGUUUCUUUUAGCCUGCCUGUGUCUGUAUGAAGGAAUAAUGGCAAGACAUUGCUACACUCUGCCACUGCAGGAGAAAGGGCAUUGUGUGCAUUAGUUAGGCAAAGAUAAUCGCUUUUAAACAACUGGCUUUGGAAGCACAUUAGAAGGACACUACAUCUAAUAGUGGGAUGCAGCUGUCUUAUGAUUUUUGGGGGCCUGGGCCAUGAGUUUUGUAUGCUUGGAGUUACCAACACUGAGCAUGAUUGAUGAAAGCUGGUAACUACCCUGACACAAGAUGCUGGCACAUUUUUGUAGGAGCUGACCAACAGCGAAUCUGUCUGCCCUAGGAAGUCAUUCUUUUCUUCAUGCCCUAGAUUACUAUAUGAUGUUGAAGCAUUCUAUCCCAGAGAGGGCAGAAUUUCUGGGGUGUGUGAAGUGCUACUAUGCAGCUCUUACCAACUUGUUUGCAGUUUCAGAGUGCCAGAAUCUGAUAUGCUGCAUACGUGAGUGAUUGGAACGUGUGCUUCAUGACUAUUUCUGGGCAUGGCAUGGAGGACUGUCAGUCCGCUUGUGAAAUGUGACUCGCAGCAAUAAAUGGAAGGAAAUGUGCUUUCAGAGACGCAGGUGGGGAAACGUAAUGUGAAUGUGUUUCCUGGAGGAGCUGGUUGUUAGCAGAUAUGACUUCGUGUGGGAAUGAGAUAGAAAGAUGGAACCUCAAGCAAGCUGGAAGAACUGCAGAAUGGUUAGAGCCAGUGGCCCCACCAGACUAUGCUAACAGACUCUCACCAGCAAAGUCCGUCAGCAACAUAAACCACCUCUUACACCUUCCUGCAAAAGUGGACUCUGCCUACAGCUCUUUCUCAGGGGGUUCCAAUGUCCCAGAAUAUCAUGCUCCACAGUACUGCAACGAACACUGCUGUCUGCCCUUGCAGCAGUUGCCAUAUAUGGAUUCUGAAUAUGUAAGAGGUAUUUAUAAUCCUAAUGCAGUAAACUCUGAUUUGAAGUACAAGUCGUUGGAGCUGAGUAGUCAUCAUAACUCUAACAACAUAGGUCUCAAUGGACAAAGCACUCCUACUCAUGGGACUUUGUAUCAGCCACCAUUGCCUUUGGCUCGACCUCCCUCUUCCCUUUCUCAGCCACCCUCCCCACCAGCACGACUUGAUAGCUAUAAAGCUACCAAGGGGAGAUCUAACUCGGGAAAUCAUUUUGAAAAUAUCGUGCAACUGGCUCCUUUUCCCCAGGACACUAGCAAUGGCCUCCUCCCUUCCAAUUCCAUAACAAACUGGUUAUCUAGAUCUAAAAAUGAGGAGCUAAAUACAGAGGAAAGUGAAGAGUGGGGUCCAUCCCAAGACAUCGCAAAGAAAAACAAUCUGCACGUUUAUACCAGGCCCUCCUCUUUCAUUUUUCAAGAAUAUUUAAAAUCUGACUCUUUGGGAAAUACCCAAAAGCUUUCCAGUGCUCAUAAUUCAGUCCAUGCUUACAAAAUUCCAGAGGAGAUGAACUCUAAGCCCUCUCUUCCACUACAUACCAACCCCAGUGCUGUUAAUGAUACACAAGAGAACAAACAAUAUUUUUAUGCCUGCAGUGUACACAAAUCACCCUUCAUAGGAGCAGAUUUGCAAAGCACAAUGACAGAAUCCAGCCAACGAGAGAGACAGAUUCCUUGUAUUCAGUGCCCUUUCUGGGCUGAAGAUCAUUCAAACUUGGAUCAGGAUGUGCUGGAGAGCAAAGCAGGCUUAAAAUAUAUGGACAGUCCUAUUCCAGAAGAGGAUGUAUCCAAGAAACUGAACAGCUAUGAGGACAAGCAUCAGCGUUCCAGCUCUGAAGAAGCAAACAAGAAUGACAUUUGGGAACCAUUUCGCAAUCCACAAACCCCAAUGCAGAAAUCACUACAGUCGCAAAGUUUGGAUAAUGUAGAAGGAGACCACGUUCACCGUGGGGAAUUGAGUUUGGGCCACAAAUCAUUUUACGAUGGUGCGGACAAUACAUCGUAUUUCAGACCAAAUGAAGGUUCCACUUCUCAUUUUUUAAAUGGAGCCAAGAGAGAAAAGCAAACUAAUAAGAGUAGUCCUGACCUUACCAUGAACCCAAAGCAAGAAGAAACCCUAAAUCCUGUUCAUUAUACAAAACAUCAACUUGAAUUUCAGAAGAAGCUUGAAAGUCAGCCUCAGGAUGAUGCUGUCAGUGAAAAGAUUAACAGGCAGACAACUCCCCUCCUUUACUACCUUUCUGGUGGGAAAAACAGUGAUGUUCUGAGUCACAAGAAUCAGAAAUGGCAACAAGAGGAUUCAGGGGGUUUGCCAAAGAAAUCUCCAAGAAGCCACUGUCCUGCCUCAGCACAACCUAUAGAGAUACAGGGGGAAGGUAACCAGCUUCGAAAAAGCAAACACAAACAUCAGUGCAUGAGUGAUGACACCAUUAGCGAGACUGAUGAUGUAGUUCUGGGAAGCCCUGCAUCAUCAUUGGAUGAGAGUUUCAUGAAUGACUACAGGGAAAAACUUAAGGUUGCUCAAAAAAAGGUCCUAAGAGAAACAUCUUUCAAAAGAAAGGAUUUACAGAUGAGCUUGCCUAUACGGUUGAGGCAGAAACCUUCACGGCCUUCAAUUGAACAUCUCAGAUCUUUCUCAUUAACCAGUGCAAAAGAAGCUGCUAAACUGAUUCCACCUCCUGAGUCUCUGGAAUACAGUGGCAAAUAUGAAGAACCAAAGAGGCCACAAACUGCUCGAAUGGGGGGGAGGAAGAGGAUAACAAAAGAGCAAAAGAAGCUGUGUUAUUCUGAACCAGAGAAGCUCAAUCAACUGGAUGAUCAGAAAGAUAAUGGGAUGUCAUGGAGGGAAGAAAAUGCAGGGACCAGGUCAGAUGAAAUGAGUGAACAAGAGGCAGUGGUAGCCAGAAAAAGGACUCUUGAAAACCGAGGGAGGGUGCUUUCCAGUUCAAAUAUUUCCAAGACUGAGCUGAAGCAAAUCCAGCAUACUGCACUCAUUGAGUACAUGGAACGGAAGAUUAGUCAAAGGCCAGCUAGUGUACAGCCUGUCCCAUCGUAUAAACCACCCCUGCAGCAGAGGCCUUCAAAUGCAAAGUGGUUUUCGGAGUGCAAAACUUCCAAUCCAAAUAGCAGCAGAAAAAAUCAAAGUAAUGAAGUUUUCUGCCAGUUCUCUCCAGAAAAAUAUCCAGAUCUCUCUCCUUCCUCUUCUGCGUGUAUUCUCCCAGUGAUGUAUACCAACAGAAACAGUGCCUGCUCUACCGCAGCUGAGACAGUGCUUCAAAAAUGUAAGUCUGCUGCCAAGGAAACAGAGGGAAGCUGUACCAGCAGAUGUGCUUCAGCUGAUAAUCUCCCUCAGGCAGGAGCUUCUGCAUCCAGCAAAGGUCGUGAGAGGUCAAAAUCAACUCCUGCUCCUGCACGGGAUUUGAACAGAAGUGCAGCUUACCCAGAACCAUCAACUCAAGAAUGUGAAAUGUAUCCCAUCUUCCCCAGCUUUCCAUCAAAGAACGAAGUCAACUUGGCUGAGGAGGAAGAAGAAAAGAGCAUCUGCAAAGCUGGAGGAAGGGGAAAGUCUAUGGAAGAAAUUGGGAUAUCAGAAACAGUGAGACUUUCAUUGUUGAGCCAAAGCACAGAUCAGCUUCAUCGCACAAAAACCCUACAUAUCUCACCAGCACCCGGACUUGAAUUGGAGAAAAAUAACACAGCUACAAACCAUCAAAGCAGUUUGAAGAGGCCUAGGUUUGCAUCAGGAAAUCUGUCCAAACAAGCAAACACUGAAAUCACUGUUGGGCUCAAGGGAUCAGAUACAACAGUCCAAACACUUGAAAAGCUUCUUAGCACAGCAAAGCCCUAUGGCAUUUUCUUCAGUACAGAAAAUCUAACUCCGCAAUGCAUCUCCUUCCUGGGCACACUGCAAUCUCCACUGGUAUAUUCAGAGUCUCCUCUUCAGUCUCCGUUGGCCAUGUCUCCUGAUGAAGACAAUGUUUUCCUAAAUGACAGCUCUACUUGUUGCUUAGAAAUAGCUUCUCCUUGUCUUCAUGGACAAGAAAUGCCAGCAUCUUCUCUUACUGAAUUGUCUUUACAAGUUGCCUCAGUGGGAGAGCAAAGCAAAGCAGUACAAAAAGCCAGUCUCCACAUUCUUGAGAAAGAUGGAUCCAAUCUCAGAGAUGGCAAUGAAGGGAAUAAAGACAACGGAGCUGGAAAUACAUGUUGUUUGGAUGUCAGGGUGGUAACUCCUGAAAUGCCUAGUCCAGUUCCCAGAAAAGGAGAUGAUGAAGAUACUCAGGUGGAAGAAGAAUGCAAAGGAAAAUCUGUGGUGGGCAGUGCUUUAUUGAACACUCCUAGGUCACAACUAGGGGCUAAUGAUAUUGCACUUCUGCAGGACAAUGUUACAUGCUGCCAUACAGCAUCAUUGGCUCAGUCCAAUUCAGGAGAAAAAGAUGAAACUAAUAGUUCAUCCACAAAUGACAAAGCACAGCAUGGCAGCCAUGAUCACGUUUUUCCAGAAAAGCAGACAGACUUACCUGAAAAGAAAAUGAAAUCCUCUGAAGACCAGAGAUAUGAAGAACUUGCUAUGGAGAUCAUUGCCGAGGACAAGUCUCUGGUUGAUGUCCUUAUGCCUCAUCCUGUUAGAAAAACUGCUCUAGAUCUGAUGGAGGGACUUUUCCCUGUUAACAUUUCAAUGUUAGACAGAUCAUACAGAAAUAAGGGAGCUAAGACAAGAGAAAAGAUGCAGUCUGUCCAGGAAUAUGACAGAAAAAACAGUGAAUGUCAAAUGGAGCCAGCUCCUGAAACCGAACACAGUCCAGAUCAGAGGACAGAAGAUCCCAUGUCAAACACGAACCAAGUCCUGAUUAAGAGCAGAGAUGCCUCAAAUGACCUAAAUGACAUCACUUCCAAGAAAAAGGAACUCAUUUCUAGCAUCCAGUCAAAAUUGCAGACCCUGUGGGAGGAAAGGGAACUUGUCCUAUCUGAAACAAAGGAGUAUGAGGUGCGUGGCAAAGAGCUGGAGGCUGUGAUACAAGAUUUCUGCAAGCCCAAUGAGUAUGAGCGCUACAUGAUGUUCAUCGGGGAUCUGGAGAAAGUGGUGAGCCUGCUGCUCUGCUUGUCUAGCCGUCUUGCUCGAGUCCAGAACGCCAUGAGGAAGAUUGAUGAGAACACCGAUGCCGAAGAGAAGCAAUCACUAAAUGAACGGCACAACCUCCUGUCUAGACAGCGGGAAGAUGCAAAAGAUCUGAAGGAAAACCUAGACCGUCGGGAAAGAGUGGUCUCUGGCAUCCUUGCCAAAUACCUGACAGACCAGCAACUCCAGGACUACAAGCACUUUGUCCAAGAGAAGACCUCCUUACUUAUUGAACAGAAAGACCUUGAGGAACGAAUUAAAUUUCUUGAAGAGCAGUUAGAAAGCCUAGAGAAGAGCAUCCCUCUCUAAUCUUUGGCAACAGCUCACCCACUUUUAGGAAAGGAGGUUUGGAAAGCUGUAUGCAUUCACCAUACUGUUGCUAAAACUCAGUUUGAUGAACUCUUGCAAUUCUUUUAGUGCCACAGUGUUGACAAGUGCUUAGAUGAUCUAAGCACAUGCUGGAAGCAUUUUUUUCUUUGGAUAAACUGAUUGACAAAAUCUUAAAGCAUGUAGCAGAUUGCAUCUUGAAAAUGAGUGAUGGGAGAUGUCAUCCCCAUUAAUACGGCAUGGUUCCACCCCCCCCACCCUUGCCCAUCUGUUUCCAAACUGACAUCAUCUCAAUAAAAGAAUCAUAAAAAUAUUUUUCUCCUUGUGGGUGGGUUGAGUUUGUGAAAUAAAUGAUGUGGGUGUUUGAAUCUAAAUUAAAUAGAAAUGAAACAACUCCAUAGAGCAGUGCUAGGGGCCAUUUAGUGAAAAUCCUCCAAUAAUUCCACGAUAGCUCUCCCCUCUUCACUCCUAAGAAUGGCACAUAAUGAAGGAGUAGAUUAUCAUGGGAAUAACAAUGACCUGUCUUUGUCAGCAGUUACUUCCACAUCCAAGCAUCUGACAGCUCUCUGGCCACAGAGUGUGAUGGCUACUUGGCUAGUUCCUCUGAAUCUGGGUGGAGCAGAAGGCUCACAAAGGCAGUAGGAGAGCUAUGGCCAUGGAGAUUAACUUAAUGGUGAAGUCUAUUCAAAUUAAGUUUGGCCAUGAUGGUAAGAUCAAGAACUGCACCUACCCUAUCCAUUUGUAAACAUCACACAGGUGACUGGUUUUUAAAAUGACUGCAUCAGGUUGCUUUUUUUUUUUUUAAGUUGAAACCUGUUGCCUAGCACUUACUAUGGUUGAAAACUCACUGUGAUGUAGUGUGAAGCAUAUCGUGGCUGGGGAGAGAAGUUGUUCCGUUUCAAGACCUCUUUGCAGACCAUGAGGGAAACACUAGAUUUAAACAUGUAGGAGAAAAAUUCCUUUGAUGGUUCUGUUUCCAAAUAACACCGCAUAUUGAAACAAAUCAAAUGAUCUUGUUACCGUAUUUAAAUUGUUUAAUUUUCUUUUUCUUGUGCAAAUGUAUUAAAUGAGAAGAAUGUGUGUAUCAGCUGUAUGUUCCUUGAAUCUUGUUUGAGAAGUAUGAUAAUGCGAUUGGAGAGUCCUUGGCUUCUGGGCAGUAGAGGGGGGCAGGUCUUCAUGAUUCUGCACAUGGCCAAAAUACUAAGGGGACAUCUUAUGGCUUUGCUCAGGAAUUAAGGCUACUGCGGCGAGAAGCAGCAUUGAGGCCUGUCGUGGUGGAUGGAGAUGCCAGAGCCUGUGCUCACAGCACCUGACCUUGGCAGCAAACAAAACUCACUAUCAACUUCCAUUUUCUCUUUCAGUCAAACAUGGUUUGUCUCUCAGAACCUUUCUAUUUUUGCUCUCUGCUAUUAAAUACUUCAUCCAGUUGUUGAUGGAGGAGGGCUUUAGAUGGCUGUACCUGAGUCUUGCCCAUACUUUCUGUAGCUGCCACAGGAGACCAUUAAAGAAGGGGUAUAAAACACCCCCUCUGCCAAUGGCCUGUUCAAGUUCCCACUCCUGAGUGGCUUGGAUGCUUAGGUCUGAGCUUGAGAUGUGUGUGCUGACCUCUGCAUGUUAAUGCAUUAUAGUGCCAUCAAGCUCCUCCCAGCCACUCCCUUUUGUGAUUUGACCAACUCCAUCUGUGGCACUACUGGGGUCAGCUGCAGGACGUGGAUAUUCUGUUUUGUGGCACUUAGAUAGGAAAGGACAGGGUACAAUCUGGCGUUCCUCUUCCCUGGUCUUUUCUUUGUCAGUAAAGAAAUAGUUCAUUUUUAUUUUUCAUAAGUGAUCCCACUAAUAAAAUCUCACCUCCUGGGUCAUCUAGAAAGGACCACAAAAUUAUCCAGACUCGGAUGCAAGAUGAGUCACUGAAAAGACAUUCUCUUAAUGCUUUCUCAUUAUUUGUCAGUUUUUACAUUGUCAUAUGGUAGGUUAAAUGUGGAGGAUGUCCGGUUACUUUGUAUUCUGCUUGAAAAUAAACCAAAGCCUUGUUUUA